GUUCUUAACGGUGGCCAUUUACCGUAAAACUCCACCGGUUGUAAGAACGGAGAAAUCGAGGCCCAAACCCUAGAGAUGAACUCGUUGGCGCGGAACGUAUCGUGCUUCAUCAGACCUUCGAUUCACACCACUGACUCGAUACAUUUCCUGCAGAACCUUCAUUGUCAGCAGCAGCAAUGGAGGGGGAUCCGAGUGAAGGUACUGAACGGAAAUCUAGAGCGGGCACUGAAAUUUUUGCAAAGGAAGAUGCAAUCGAGCGGAAUCGAGCGGCUGAUUAAACGUGAGCAGACCCACCACAUUAAGAAUUCCGAGAAACGAGUUUUGGCACGGAAGAAUUUGGAGCGUAAAAUUCGAUCGCAGGACCUAGCUCGCAAGCUCAAAGCCAUCCUUAUAAAGAAAGUCAGGGGUCUGUAAGCAUGUGACAUUUAGAUUGAUGGAAAAAAGAUGCAUUGUAGAUUCACAGGAAACUUGCUCCUGGACUUGAAUUCAGAUGUUGCUAAGCUCUUUCUUCGGAUCUCUCGACUCUGGCUACCUUUUAAAAGUGCAAUUGAAGUGCCUUUAUUCAGCAGGAAGGCUCUAAUUAGAUAUUCUGUUUUAUCUUAUUUUAGCAAUUCUGCGCCCUAUUAUGGAUCCCUCUCAAAUUGAUUGUCUUCCUCUUUGAUCAUUUUCUACUACAUGCACUUUAGCUGGAUUUUUGUAGAACUUCGGAUUAUGAAUAUAUUAAAAAUAGCAACCCCCUGCAGGCACAGAA
This is a messenger RNA of Momordica charantia (bitter melon), 751 nucleotides long. RefSeq names its product Ribosomal protein S21 family protein. NCBI's taxonomy places the organism in Eukaryota, Viridiplantae, Streptophyta, Magnoliopsida, Cucurbitales, Cucurbitaceae. Gene Ontology annotation, molecular function: structural constituent of ribosome. Gene Ontology annotation, cellular component: ribosome. The record is from RefSeq and is a predicted model, not a curated record. Gene Ontology annotation, biological process: translation.